Molecule: messenger RNA, 492 nt
Organism: Selaginella moellendorffii
Lineage: Eukaryota; Viridiplantae; Streptophyta; Lycopodiopsida; Selaginellales; Selaginellaceae
Product: pentatricopeptide repeat-containing protein At2g34400-like
Exons: 1
Coding region: 1-492 (163 amino acids)
Biological process (GO): RNA modification
Molecular function (GO): protein binding; RNA binding
Source: RefSeq, a predicted model, not a curated record
AUGCUCGCCGAGAGAGAUGAUGUCACAGCAUGGAACUCGAUGGUCUUGGGCUAUGCCGAGAACAAGCAAGCAGCGCUGUGCUUGGAGCUCUUUCGAGAGAUUCCUCCUCAAGUUUUGGACGCUCACAGAUUGGCUGCUGCUCUCGAGGCUUGUGGAAGCCUGGCGUCUCUGGAACCGGGCAAAGCCACUCAUGCUCUAGCUUGCCGCUUGGGGAUGGAAGAAUCUCUCAUCGUUGGGACUAGUUUGGUUGACUUCUAUGGCAAGUGUGGAAGCAUGGUGGACGCUCGACUGGUUUUUGAUGGGAUCUUUCCCAAGAAGCUAGCGGCCUGGACAGCUUUCAUGGAAGGCUAUGGCCGUCAAGGAAGCUCCAAGCUUGUGACGGAGCUUCUUUGUGGAAUGGAAGAGGAGGGCUUUCGACCGGACGCUAAAACUCUGGCUAGCGUUAUCAGCAAAUGUGAUUCCUUCCCAGAUUAUUCCUGGUGGAACCAAUGA